Harpegnathos saltator (Jerdon's jumping ant) is the source of this 1935-nucleotide messenger RNA. Its product is annotated as glycosylated lysosomal membrane protein. The record is from RefSeq and is a predicted model, not a curated record. Lineage: Eukaryota; Metazoa; Arthropoda; Insecta; Hymenoptera; Formicidae. Bases 114 to 1346 code for a protein of 410 amino acids. Gene Ontology annotation, cellular component: lysosome. The transcript has 6 exons.
GCGAGCGUGCUUCAGUAGUCAGCACGAAGUAGCGUCACGGCAUUCACGGUAAGGCGAGGGUCGACUGGCAGUGUGUGUUUUGCACGUCGUAGUGGUACGCGACGACGUCAGGCAUGGCCAGCGUCUUGGCGUUCUGUCUGCUGCUCGUCGCACUGGUGAACCCGGGUUGUUCCACGCGUCGCACACUACGGUCGUGGGUGAAUCCGGGCUGCGACGAGUACUGCCAGCGACAGAACGUGACGACGCUCUACCUCAGAGCCGAUGGCGCGAACGACACGCUGCAUUACUUAUGGGACUUCGCCAUCGGCAGGCCGUCCGUGCUGCUGGCGCUCACGUCGUCGUCCGCUUGGCUCAACAUCACUUGGCCGGAUUAUCUCGACAAGCAGGAGAACUCGAUCCACUUCUCGGAGCCGCCCGUCUACGUCUUCGGGGUGAUAGUGAAUAAGAUUAUCGAAUUCAACGACGUAAAUGACACGGCACUGAUUGACACUGCCGACGUCGCCAGUACAAACGUAUUGCGUCCAGAGUAUUUCUACUGGCGGCUUGUGUCCAUGUCGAAAACUGACGAGUUUGUCUACCUGGAUAUGGAGGGUAACUCUUAUAACGAUACAGCUAAGAAUAUCAGCAGAUACGGGAGUAUAAAGCUUUCGCUGCGAGGAUUCUGCACCGUCGACCACUCGGACAUAGUGCCGCAUAUGUUGCACACGGAGAAUUCGACGCAAGUGGACAUCAUUCUUGAUGACAUACAGACUAACGCGAGCUUCUCCAGGAGCAGGUUCGCGAUUGAGUUGCUCGUGGUCGGCGGCGGUGAUCCUGAGAUACCGAUGUUCGUCGAUCCGAAAAAGAGUCUGGACGACGAGCACACUCCGGGUAUAUUUGAGGUGGUCGAAGUCAGAACGCCGCCUUACAAGGACUUGGACAUCGCGCUGAAUGCCGGAGCGUAUUUGCAGUGGCGUCCGGUUUCGUACAAUACCGGCUCGCGUGAGGUAACCAGUUCCACGGAGACAAUGCAGUAUCCUCCGAAGAAGGUGUCGAAUCGUACGAACGCCAUCGACAAUUCCAUGCUCUACUGUUACUACGGAAAAGACACAGACGCUCUCCUUCUACAGAAAGUCACGGUUUCCUUCGGCUCGAAGGGAGACGGUUUCUACAGGAAGACGAGUUACUCGACAUGGACCUUCAUUAUCGGAUACGGCACACCACCCGAGGAGAGAUUCUCCAAUCUAGUGAUUAUGAUAAUCUCAAUCGGCCUCGGGCUUCCUUUGCUCAUCAUGGUCAUCGUCGGCCUGUACCUUUGCAUUCGGAGAAUGCCGAAGCGACAAGGCGACGUUUACCUAAGUCAAUGAAAGUGAUCGCAUCGGGGCGACCAACGAAUCGCCGGUCGUCAGCUUCGCUCGCUGACGAUGUUCACGCGAGUCGCGCUCGAGCCGUGUGGUUUGCUUGUGUGUCGUGUGUACGUUUAGGUACACAGGGUACACCGUACCACCGUUUGUUCUAUACAAAGAGAUAUUCCUAUAUUUAUGUACGACACAUAUAUUUUUACACGAACUGUUUAGCUCGGAUCUGAUAUUGCAGUGUGAUAUUAAGCGCGAGUGUUGGAGUCGGUUCUCCCGCGGCGUACUCGGCGCUCGCGCUUGCGACUCCUCGUCUCAUUAGUAGCCUUAGAUAAUAACACGUGUACCAUGCAGAGAGAGAGAGAGAGAGAGAGAGAGAGAGAGCGCGAAUUCACGUGUUUCUGUUUGCAUUUGCGCACGAACGAGGGAUGCGUCGUGCUCGGCGCCGGGUACGCUCGUCGUCGUCGGGGAGACUGCGUCGGCGGAGAAGUGCGAUUGAUUUAUACAAUUAGAGGAGAGAAUCGAACUUUUCUAGGCGAUUUGUGAUCGAACGACGUGCACGAUUUAUGGAAAAUAUAUCUUACUCCAAGUUGUACACCAA